Molecule: messenger RNA, 708 nt
Organism: Branchiostoma floridae (Florida lancelet)
Lineage: Eukaryota; Metazoa; Chordata; Leptocardii; Amphioxiformes; Branchiostomatidae
Exons: 2
Coding region: 1-708 (235 amino acids)
Source: RefSeq, a predicted model, not a curated record
AUGCCUUGGUCAUCGUCGACGCCGACGGACGAACAAGGAAGGAAAACCCUUCCGGCACAGGCCGUCUCACCUGGUACAGAGGACCGAGAGAACGGCACUGCUGCGGGCGGGGCGCACAGGGAGUGGAGAGCGCCCGACAAGUCCAUCGGGCACGUGUACGUGCGGUGGGGGAGGGAGAACUGUGGUGAAAACGCCGAGACUAUCUAUUCCGGUGUUGUGGGGAGUGGUUAUUACCACCACCACGGAGGAGGAAGUGACCACCAGUGCCUGCCCAUGGAAGGUGUGGAGUGGAACAACACAGUGGCUGGCUAUCAGCACCGUAGCUACAUGUACGGGACAGAGUACGAGGUUGAAAGUGAUGGGUAUUUCUCUACAGACAACAUGGGGUCCAUCACCAUCCCUGAGGACUAUGACGUCCCCUGCUCGGUGUGUCAUGUGCUUCGGUCCGCACACGUCAUGAUCCCCGCUCGCCUGUCCUGUCCCACGGACUGGAUUAAGGAGUACAGCGGGUACCUGAUGUCAGAAAAGCACGACCACAACGGCAACAAGAACUUCAUCUGUGUGGACGGAGCUCCUAAUAUAAGGGCGGAAACCUCUACCAGUAACAGCGCAGCCCAUCUAUACCUGGUGGAGGCGUCAUGUGGCUCUCUUCCAUGUGGGCCCUACAUCAGUGGCUAUGAGCUGACCUGUGUGGUCUGCACCAUGUGA